AUAACGCAAGAAGAGUGGUGGUUUUAUUUUUGGACAUUGGGAGAAAAUCUCGCUUGACCGUUACAAAACUCUCCGUCUCUAUACCCCUCUCCCUCUUUUCAUUCAUUGGCGGCGCCACCAAUCCUUCUCGGCCACCGCCACUGCCUCCACGACGGAAAACCAGGCAAUUCUAAUGCCAAGAACCUCAUCCUUCACAGAAAUUCCUUGCACAUCUUUAAUUUAACCCCAAGUUUUUUCCGGUUCUGGUUUUGCAUUUUCUUUUUCCAGGGUCCAAGACUCAAAAACAAUAGAAAUUCUCCAUAUAUAGAAGCAUCUAUCUCUCUCUCUCUUCAUUCGUCAAAAUCUGACCCUUUUUAUAUGGAAAGUGGGAAUAAAUAAUUCACCGUUUGGGGCCAAACCUUUGUCUCUUACCCUUCUUUUACUCUUCCUCCGGAAAGGAUCGUUGUCAUAAUUUGAUUUUGUCAUUUGAAAGGUCCUUGCUUUUGUUUCCGGGUCCGCUUAGGCCAUGGCGGACAUUGUGAAACAGAUCCUGGCAAGGCCAAUACAAGUGGCAGACCAGGUGACCAAGGCCGCGGAUGAAGCACAAUCUUUCAAACAAGACUGUCAAGAGCUUAAAGCCAAGACCGAGAAGCUAUCAGGCCUCCUUCGUCAAGCUGCACGUGCGAGCAACGACCUUUACGAACGCCCAACACGCAGAAUCAUCGAUGAUACCGAACAAGUCCUGGACAAGGCCCUAGCUCUUGUCAUCAAAUGCCGUGCAACUGGUCUCAUGAAACGAGUUUUCACCAUUAUCCCUGCGGCAGCCUUUAGGAAAAUAUCAAUGCAACUCGAGAAUUCUAUAGGAGAUGUUUCAUGGCUCUUACGCGUGUCAGCCUCGGCUGAUGAUCGUGAUGAUGAAUAUCUCGGUCUUCCUCCCAUUGCAGCCAACGAACCGAUAUUGUGUCUUAUAUGGGAACAGAUUGCAAUUCUUUACACAGGUUCAUUAGAUGAACGAUCCGAUGCUUCUGCUUCGUUGGUUUCUUUGGCUCGGGACAAUGAUCGAUAUGGUAAGCUAAUCAUAGAGGAAGGAGGUGUCCCUCCUUUAUUGAAGUUGGCAAAGGAGGGGAAACCGGAAGGUCAGGAGAAUGCAGCAAGAGCAAUUGGGUUGCUGGGACGUGACCCGGAAAGUGUGGAACAGAUUUUGAAUGCAAGCGCUUGCUCGGUGUUCGCGAAAAUCCUCAAAGAUGGUAACAUGAAGGUUCAAUCUGUGGUGGCUUGGGCAGUAUCAGAAUUGGCUGCGCAUCACCCCAAAUGCCAGGACCAUUUUUCACAGAACAAUAUAAUUCGGUGUCUCGUCAGUCAUCUCGCCUUUGAGACCGUUCAAGAACAUAGUAAGUAUACCAUUGUGAGUAAGGAAACAAUGUCUAUUCAUUCAGUUGUUAUGGCUAGUAAUACUCCAGAGCAAACUAAUAAAAAGGAGCACGAAGAUGAAGAUAAGCUACGUAACAAUAAGAAUAUAGCUCACCCUAUGGCGAAUCAAACACCUAGCCAUAUGCAUAACGUGGUUACUAAUACUAUGGUUAUGAGAAGCCAGACUCCGGACAGUUCUAAGACAACGCAACCAAACAACUCUUCUACAAAUCACCACCAUGUUAACCAUCCCAAAGGCAACCAGCAAACUGCCAAGUCACACCAGCACCAUCCACAACAUGUUUCAUUAUCUGGAACUAGCAUUAAGGGAAGGGAAUUUGAAGACCCAGUCACAAAAGCACAAAUGAAGGCAAUGGCAGCAAGAGCUCUCUGGCAGCUUUGCAAAGGAAAUCUUGGUAUAUGUCGUACCAUAACGGAAUCAAGAGCUCUAUUGUGCUUUGCAAUUUUGUUAGAGAAGGGCGCCGAUGAUGUACAGUCCUAUUCAGCCUUGGCAUUAAUGGAAAUCACAAGUGUGGCUGAGCAAAAUGCUGAAUUGAGACGCUCCUCUUUCAAGCCUACUUCCCCUGCUGCCAAAGCUGUUGUGGAACAGUUACUCAAAAUCAUAGAAAAGGCAGACUCAGACCUCCUCGUGCCUUGCAUCAAAGCCAUUGGAAACUUGGCCAGGACUUUCCGAGCAACUGAAACAGGGAUAAUUGGGCCAUUGGUGAAAUUGCUUGAUGAAAGGGACGCAGAUAUUUCUAUGGAGGCUGCCAUUGCACUUAACAAGUUCGCCACACCUGAAAACUACCUCCAUGCCACUCACUCAAAAGCCAUUAUCAAUGCAGGAGGCGCCAAGCAUUUAAUUCAGUUGGUUUACUUCGGUGAACAAAUGGUUCAGUUUCCUUCUUUGGCCCUGCUUUGUUACAUUGCGCACAAUGUUCCUGACAGUGAGACCCUUGCACAAGAAGAGGUGCUUAUAGUACUCGAGUGGGCAUCCAAGCAAGCCCAUCUAUCUGAAGAUCCUCAUAUUGCUGAUUUAUUACCAGAAGCCAAAAGUAGAUUGGAACUCUAUCAAUCAAGGGGUUCCAGAGGAUUUCAUUAACUUUAUCGUUUUGGGUAAGAAUAUUUUCUGAAGUAGUUCAGUUUUGUAAGUUGUAUUCACCCACCCUGAUGAACUGUAUAUAAAUUAGCAUUGAUGUCAACACUGUUAUGGACUUAUGUAGUCGUGUAGGAGACACUUAUGGCUAAUAGGAGCUAUAGCUCAUGCUUCUCACCUUUACUCUCUUCUUUUUCUCCUUUUUAGUCUCGUCUGUUAUCUUUGCUGCUGGCAGCGCCUAUCAUCCAUUAUCUGCUUGGAACUGGCUUUGAAAUCUUGCCAUUGGCAUUGUUUGCUGGUAGCUCUUAUAGUUUAUACUAUCAUUGCUCUUUAAAAAGUGUGGUUGGCAAACCCUGCCUAGGUCAUAAGACUCGUAUACAUCAAUCUCAGGCCAAAUUUUGGACAGCUGAGAAUUCUAAAAAUUUGGCAUGUAUUCUUAGUCUCAAAUUCGUUAU
Durio zibethinus is the source of this 2940-nucleotide messenger RNA. RefSeq lists its product as uncharacterized. Gene Ontology annotation, molecular function: protein binding. Gene Ontology annotation, biological process: cell surface receptor signaling pathway. NCBI's taxonomy places the organism in Eukaryota, Viridiplantae, Streptophyta, Magnoliopsida, Malvales, Malvaceae. The record is from RefSeq and is a predicted model, not a curated record.